Molecule: messenger RNA, 612 nt
Organism: Clonostachys rhizophaga
Lineage: Eukaryota; Fungi; Ascomycota; Sordariomycetes; Hypocreales; Bionectriaceae
Source: the annotation of a GenBank genome assembly
AUGUCUUCGCUCACAAGCUUGAGCGCGGCCUCUGACGACCGCAAGGCUCGGCUCGCAAACCUAAGAAACCUGAAGAGAAAGCAGCCCAACGACGAGAUUGUCGCACCAGAAUCCGACCGGGCGCGAUCCCCGUUCGAGCAAUCGGACGUUUCAACGAAACAUAUCUCCGGUCGAAAUUACGAUCCCGAAACCCGUGGCCCUAAGCUUGGCUUCGAGGCACCGCCGACUCUCGCGCUUGAGAAGGCUACGCUGGAAGAACAGGCGGCAGAGGUCGAAGAGGAAGUGAGAGCACAUGCUGAAGAAGAGGCAAAAGAUGAUAAAGGUGUCGACCUCUUCAAACUACAGCCCAAGAAGCCGAAUUGGGAUCUGAAGAGAAAUCUAGAACAAAAGAUGGAGGUAUUGAACACGCGGACGGAUAAUGCAAUUGCUAGACUAGUCCGUGAAAGAAUCACGGCGGCUCAAAAAGCGACCAAAACAGCACCUGGGAAGGAGAAUGGGGAUGUGGACGGGGAGGCGGCUGGGGUGGAUGGCGUGGCUCUGGUCGAGGGCCUGAGGGUCAGAGAGAUGGAGGAGGAGGAAGAGAGAAGGGAACAGGAAGAAGAUGAGGUAUAG